GCAAAUCUUUUAGUCGUUGAUUUGGAUGUAAACAUAGCGAUAGACACGACACAGUGCUCUCUCGAAGGUUUGGUUUUCUAUAAUCACUUGAACUGAGAUUUAUUAUUGGACCUCGUAAACUACAUUGCCAAUGCAUGCCAAAAGUUCUCAGAAAGACUCACCUGCACUCGAUGCAUUGACAUUUAAAAUGCAUAGCUCUCAAAAGGAGCCAAAUAAGGUUGCUUCAUUCAGUGCAGGAGGAGAGAACAAGCCAUCUGAUUUUUUACGCAAUUUCUACGAAGGUUUCAUAGCUGGAGGCUUUGCUGGUGUUGUUGUGGAAGCAGCAUUAUAUCCAAUUGAUACCAUAAAAACUCGACUACAGGCUGCCCAAGGUGGAGGAAAAAUUAUUUUGGAGGGUCUCUAUUCUGGAUUGGCUGGAAACCUUGCUGGUGUCUUACCGGCUUCUGCCAUAUUUGUUGGUGUGUAUGAACCUACAAAGCAAAAAUUGCUGAAGUCCUUUCCUGAAAACCUUAGUGCAGUAGCUCAUUUGACUGCAGGUGCAAUUGGAGGUGCUGCUUCUUCUCUUGUCCGUGUCCCAACGGAGGUCGUAAAACAAAGGUUGCAAACUGGGCAAUUUGCUUCAGCCCCUGAUGCAGUCCGCCUCAUUGUUGCCAAGGAGGGUUUUAAAGGCCUUUAUGUGGGGUAUGGAUCCUUCUUACUGCGAGAUUUGCCUUUUGAUGCCAUCCAGUUCUGCAUCUAUGAGCAGAUCCGGAUCGGAUAUAGGCUAGCGGCACGAAGAGAUCUGAAUGAUCCUGAGAAUGCAAUAAUUGGUGCUUUUGCUGGUAGUAAAAUCUCAUUUACUACAGGUGCAAUAACUGGAGCUAUAACUACUCCUCUGGAUGUGAUAAAAACAAGAUUAAUGAUUCAGGGAUCAGCAAAUCAGUACAAAGGGAUUUGUGAUUGUGUUAGGACCAUCGUGAAAGAAGAAGGAACUCAUGCUCUUUUGAAGGGAAUUGGGCCAAGAGUUCUGUGGAUAGGAAUUGGGGGUUCAAUAUUUUUUGGUGUUCUUGAAAGGACAAAGCAAAUACUUGCCCAAAAGCGCCCACCGUCUCAAAACUCAAUCCCUUUCAAAGAUCAACUAUAGCUCACCAGUUUUAUUUAUUUUUGUCAUCUUAAUAGCUCUAUUCACUUGCUGUUCUUUCAAUGCUUUGUUUCAUCUAUCAAGAAAAUCAUUCUGCUGGAUUUCACCUUUGAUUCAGUUUUCAGUUUUCUAUAUUGGAAUUGGAGCAUCAAAACUUUAAAAUCAAUUAGAAU
Molecule: messenger RNA, 1293 nt
Organism: Quercus lobata
Lineage: Eukaryota; Viridiplantae; Streptophyta; Magnoliopsida; Fagales; Fagaceae
Product: S-adenosylmethionine carrier 1, chloroplastic/mitochondrial-like
Exons: 12
Coding region: 131-1123 (330 amino acids)
Biological process (GO): transmembrane transport
Source: RefSeq, a predicted model, not a curated record